GUGCAAUAAAAUCAAUGUGGAGUGCGCAUUUGCAGUAAGCCAUGAAGUCGACCCCUCCUUUAUUUAUUAUACACAUGGAAGCAUUCGUGUCUCCAAACCAGACCUUCUCUUUUCCUUUUUCUUGCUCCAUCAUCUCUCUCUGCUGACCUCAACCUCCCUCCUCUCCUGCACAACCAUUUUAUUUUUUGUUUGCUUUUCUUGUCUUGAAUUCGGACAUGGCGUUGUCUUCUGCUUUUUUCACCUCUCAAGUCUGUGUCUCCUUCAAGGUAGAGCGCCAAAGAUUGGGCUGUAACACCUCGUGCAACAAUAUCAGAAGCCAAAGAUUUGGUCCUCUUCUUAGAAGCAAGAAGAAUGAAGUGUUUGGGCAAGCAUGGAGAAGUGGGUGCAGAGGCAUCAGUAAAUCGAAUGUUGGGACAAAAUGGUCAGCGGUGUAUGCUUCAUUGGUGCCAUGUUCUGAGAUUGCAAGUGGUGCUUUUACAUUGGGAACAGCAGCUGUUCUUCCAUUUUAUACCUUGAUGGUUGUAGCGCCUCAAGCUGAGUUUACCAAGAAAAUAGUGGCAAGCAGCUUACCUUAUGUGCUUCUUGGAGCAUUAUAUGCUUAUCUUCUGUACCUAUCGUGGACACCUGAUACGAUCCGUGUCAUGUUUGCAAGUAAAUACUGGUUACCCGAGCUGCCAGGUAUGGCUAAGAUGUUCUCCAGUGAAAUGACAUUGGCUUCUGCUUGGAUACAUUUGUUGACUGUAGACCUUUUUGCUGCAAGGUCCUCUCUCUCUCUCUUUCUCACUCAAUUCAUAUGCUGCUUGUGGCCAUUACUAAUUACCAUUCUAUUUCCAAUCUGCAGGCAAGUUUAUGGCGAUGGACUGCAGAACAAUAUAGAGACGCGGCAUUCUGUGUCUCUGUGUCUCCUAUUUUGCCCCGUCGGAAUUCUUGUCCACGCCAUUACUAAAGCUCUAACCACACCUACUAAGGAAAAGAUAGCCGAUGAAGAUGCCAUUUCUACUGAUUUCAUCAAGUGAUUCAUCUUACAUGUAUAAUGUGUUAUACAGAUACUAUUUACUAGCAUAUAGCAAUAGAGCAGCUUAGUUUAGUUUCUCAUCAGUUUGCAUUUCUAGUUUCUGACAUCAUGGAGGAAAAUACAAGACUUCUUCUUCAAGCUCUACAUCAAAUUGCCUCCACACAGCCUCCUUGGCCAACUCAAUGAGUCCAAGCAUGCCGCGGCAAGUUGCACCACCGCAGUUGAUAAAGAAGUUGGCGUGACAGCCCCUCCGACUCUGCAUCCUUUCAAGCCGGCCCUCUCAAUCAGCUGCGCUGCUGAAAACUCCGUCCCCUGCGGAUUACGGAACACUGAGCCAGCACUUCUCUCCCCCAAUGGUUGCCUGCAUCUCCUCCUAUAAACAUAAUUUAGUAUUGUACCAAUACUAAUAGAUUAUAUUUAUACCGUAUGGCACAAAUUGGCUACCUUUCCAAGUA
This is a messenger RNA of Salvia miltiorrhiza (redroot sage), 1470 nucleotides long. Its product is annotated as protein ABA DEFICIENT 4, chloroplastic-like. The transcript is spliced from 5 exons. The record is from RefSeq and is a predicted model, not a curated record. Bases 216 to 1016 code for a protein of 266 amino acids. Lineage: Eukaryota; Viridiplantae; Streptophyta; Magnoliopsida; Lamiales; Lamiaceae.